AUGUCGGCUGAACCAUUAAACCUGUCCCGUGAGAAAAAACGUGCGUUUCGAGCUGGUAAAUUUCCGGAAGACAUCAUCACAAAAGACAUGAUACGUGAGGUGACUUGUACGAUUGAUUGCGCUCCCGGGACACCAAACUACAAAGAGUUCAAAGUGACCGAAGGGAUGUUGUUCACAAAGGUUCCGGAUAAUUUGACGCCUUCAUUGGAAUUUUGUGAUAUGCUUCUGAAGAUUAAUGGGAAGGCAGUGACGACGAAGAAACAGAUGCAUGAGGAAAUUUACAAAUUGGCAAAGUCUAAUAAGUCUCAUUAUCUCGCCUUCACUGUCAAACGAAUCAUCAGUUGUGAGAGAUUGGAGUUAAGUAACACACCAUCCAAUGCGUCCGUCCGAAAACCAGCAUCCAAGGAAAAUACAGUAAAACCAAAUACUGGUUACAACUACUUCAAAAUUGUGCUCAUCUAUUUUCCGAAGAGCAAAUUGGGAAUCAAUAUCAAGUCAUACGCGGAUUCGGUCUACGUGGCAGCGACUGACAACGCAUGGGGUUCCACAACCCGUCGUCUGCUUUUCCCAUGUGACACAAUUCUGAAAAUCGAUGAGACUCUAGUCACCUUGUAUAUUGAACGACCUGUGGGCACAGCUGCAAUUCUUUUUUCUCACAGCGUCAUUUCAUACGAACGAAAAUCAUUAGAUCCAUUGAUUCCUGGUGAUGUUGUACAGAAAUUCGCCGAACAGCUGGCUUAUUACGAGAAGAACGGAUUUCAGGAUCCGCCUCCAAUUUUCAGAGGAUACACCAAAGAUUAUAGUUCAUCGGGACGUGUCAAGAUGACGAAUACUGUGGAAAACAAGAAAAUCCGAUCUGAUGAUAUCAACCCGGCUAUUCUAAAACCAGUGCCACCACAAAUGUCUCUAAAGAAAUAG
This is a messenger RNA of Caenorhabditis briggsae, 918 nucleotides long. The record is from RefSeq and is a predicted model, not a curated record. Bases 1 to 918 code for a protein of 305 amino acids. Lineage: Eukaryota; Metazoa; Nematoda; Chromadorea; Rhabditida; Rhabditidae. The transcript has 6 exons.